AUGGCGGGUGUAAAUCAGUUGCCUGUCUCAGUUGCCGCCGAUGGCGUGCAUGGUCGCAAACGCAAUAUGACCAUUGCGGGGAUCGACAGUUCUCCGGGGAGUAUCGAGGAUAUGGAUGACAAUGAUGCGCGCGAGGAGAAAAGACGUCAGCCAGUGAAGCGCGCCUGCAAUGAAUGUCGACAACAAAAACUCCGAUGCGAUGUCAUUCAAGACCCAUGGACCGAUUGUUCACGAUGCCGUCGGCUGAGGCUCGAUUGUAAAAUCGAGUCUAACUUCAAACGUGUCGGAAAGCGCAGCCGCAAUGCAGAAAUGGAGAGAGAAAUAAUGGAGCUCAGGAAGCAGAUUGCUACUGGCCAACCAGUCCCUGGAAUGUCACAGCAACAAGCUUUGACCGCGGGACAAUUGACACCCAAGCAAGAAUCGAGUCAAGUCAGUCCCGCAGUCUACCAAACACCAUCAGCUAUGUCCGCAGAUCAGUACAUGGGAUCUCAAGAAGCUGUAGCAUCCCUCCUGGACCUUCGUUCGGGCUUCGAUGGCACCAACUUCGUGAGGAACGGUGGACAAAUUAGACGAAUUGAGGACGUUAUGGUUGUUCCCGAGAAAGUGGCAGAACUGUUUAAUAUAUUCUUCACGUACUACCACCCUUUCCUUCCAUUUUUGGACCGAAACCAGUCACCCGAUGAUUAUCAUAGUUCCUCUUCGUUACUUUUCUGGACAAUUCUUAGUGUCGGUGCGCGACGCUAUCUAGGCGAUUCGAAUUUGUUGAAUUCCCUUGCUGGUCCUGUCAGCCGGCUGGUCUGGAGCACUCUAGCAGAUAUCCCUCAAAGCUAUCAUGUUGUGAAAGCUCUCGCUCUACUAUGUUCAUGGCCGUUCCCUACAAGCAGCACCUCAACGGAUCCGACCUUCAUGCUGUGUGGAAUGAUGGUACAAGUUGCUAUGCAGCUUGGUCUCCACAGGCCUUCUCACACUCAAGACUUCAGUAAAUUCCGAGUGGAACUUAUCGAGGAUGAAUUGAGAGACAAGGUGCGAACUUGGGCGAUUUGCAAUAUCGUUGCUCAAAGAGUUUCCACCGGCUAUGGACAGCCAUCAUCUACUCUUUAUGACUGGACGUUAUCCUCCAGCGAUUCGUUAGACCCGAACUUCAAGCUUCCUGACGAUAUAAGGCCAAGAUUGGAGAUCGAAAAGUUCUGCGACAGGGUCACUCAAGCACUUUACACAAAUCGACGCGAUCCUGUUGGCUUAACCAGCGACCACGAACGUUCAACAAUGAUUGCCUUUCUAUCGCGAGACUUUGAGGAGUUGGAAGAACAGCUUAAAUCGCAGAAUGACUGUAUUACUGACUUGUUCCUCCGUGCUGCUAACCUCCAUUUGCACCUUUCGGCAUUCUUUGACGAGCCGACCACUAAAAAUUACCGCGAACGCGUCUUUUCUCUGUAUGUCGCGACGACAUCAUUCCUCGAAGUUGUCCUAAACCUCGAGACCGAGGUUGGCCCGGUCAUCUCUUACACCCCGUACUAUGUCUACCAGAUGAUGGUUGCCGCCGGUUGCACUCUUUUAAAACUGUGCAAGAGCUUCUUUGCCUCUCACAUAGACAUGGAAUACACCAAGAACCUAUUCAACCGUACAAUAUGGGCCAUCCGAGGAGUGUCAGCAUCCAGCAACGACCUUCCCGAACGACUUGCUGAAGUGUUAGCUCAGAUGUGGAGAUUGGGAGGAGCUACUCAACGGACUAACAAUAGUACCGAUGUUGACGACUCCCUGCGACUCAAAGUUCGCUGCCGGAUGAGCAUGUCCUUGCUUUACGACUCUGUGUGGCGUUGGCGAGAGGAUGCCAGGACCAAAGGCCGAAACAUUGAAGCCUAUCUGAAAAAUCCAACAAAUCCUGACUCAGCAGCUGAUUCUUCGGCCACUUCAUCUGUCGGGCCUGUACACACAUCUGCAAUGGCACCAGGAAUCUCUGGGAAUGAUCCAAGCCUUGCCCCGGCACCCCUGCUAUCCCAGGCUAGCCUUGGGAUCCAACAACCCACAGGUCAAGCAAACGGACUCCCAAGCGGCUUCAUUGAACCUAAUUACGAAGUCUUCGAUCCGUUGAACUGGCUGCUUGACGGCCUGGUAGACUUGCCUUACUCAUACUCCACGAUGGGGGGAGUAGAAUCCCAGGGCAUCGUAUAG
Penicillium psychrosexuale is the source of this 2172-nucleotide messenger RNA. RefSeq names its product putative C6 transcription factor (Leu3). Gene Ontology annotation, biological process: regulation of DNA-templated transcription; DNA-templated transcription. NCBI's taxonomy places the organism in Eukaryota, Fungi, Ascomycota, Eurotiomycetes, Eurotiales, Aspergillaceae. Bases 1 to 2172 code for a protein of 723 amino acids. Gene Ontology annotation, cellular component: nucleus. The transcript is spliced from 6 exons. Gene Ontology annotation, molecular function: DNA-binding transcription factor activity, RNA polymerase II-specific; zinc ion binding; transcription cis-regulatory region binding. The record is from RefSeq and is a predicted model, not a curated record.